This is a messenger RNA of Recurvomyces mirabilis, 6735 nucleotides long. RefSeq lists its product as uncharacterized. Bases 1 to 6735 code for a protein of 2244 amino acids. Gene Ontology annotation, molecular function: FAD binding; zinc ion binding. Lineage: Eukaryota; Fungi; Ascomycota; Dothideomycetes; Mycosphaerellales; Teratosphaeriaceae. The record is from RefSeq and is a predicted model, not a curated record. Gene Ontology annotation, cellular component: endoplasmic reticulum membrane. The transcript has 3 exons.
AUGUCGACAACCCCACCGCCCAACCCCGGUGACGGUCUCAUCUCAUCUCACGACAAUCCCCUCAUUUCAACAGCCACCCCAUCAGCCCGCGCCAUGUCCACCACCUCCACCACCCCUUCCAACGGCAACGACGAUGACUCCACCCAAACACCAGAAACCUGCCGCAUCUGCCGCUCCGAAGCCACGCCCACCGAACCCCUCUUCCACCCCUGCAAAUGCAGCGGCAGCAUCAAACACGUCCACCAAGAAUGUCUAAUGGAAUGGCUCUCGCACUCGCACAAAAAGCACUGCGAGCUCUGCAAGACGCCGUUCCGCUUUACCAAGCUCUACAACCCGGAUAUGCCUGAUAAGCUCCCCUGGGUCGUGUUCGUGAAACGAGCGGCGUGGCAUGGGGUGUGGAUGGUCGGGAGUGCGGGGAGGGGUGUGCUUGUUGGGAUGGUCUGGUUGGUGUUGCUGCCUUGGCUGAUUAGAUGGAGUUGGAGGUGGAUCUUUUGGGGUGCGGAUGCGGGAUGGGCUAGGGAUGCGUGGGUGGGGAAGAUGAGGAGGGAGGCUUUGGCUGCUGCUGAGCAGGGAAAUGGGACGGUUCAUGGAUCAGAGAUGAGUUUGACCAGUACUUCUUUUGGCCCUGCGGCCUAUGAAUUCGUUCUCAACAUCUUCGGCUUAUAUCUGGGUACUGUCAGCUAUUCUCCAGACGACCCAGCAACCUCUGUCUCGGACUCCCCAGUCGCAGAUACCUCUCUUCUCAGUUCUUUCACCUACAUUUCACAGCUCACCACCUCCCCCAACCUCAACAGAGUCAUCCUCGACAUCUUCGAAGGUCAACUAAUCACCUGCGUGGUGAUCGUGGGAUUCAUAUUAGUCUUCCUGAUCCGGGAGUGGGUGGUGCAGCAACAGCCACUUGUCAACCUCGACAAUCUCAACAAUGUGCAACAGCAAAUACUGGAGGCAGCGGCGAGAGCGGAGGCGGAGAACGUGAGGUUGAGGCGGCAGCAGGAGUUGCUUGAGCAGGCAAGACGGAGGUUAUUGGAGUUGCAGGCUGAAUCGCAGGUGUUUGAGAAGGAGGGGUUGAGAGAGUGGAAGCAGAUCAACGAAUCGAUCGAUCUGGCAGUGCAAAGUUUGCACAGUCACAGCGAAGAGGAAAGACUCGAAUUCAAGACUCAUGUCAAAUUCGUGCUGGAAAGUGUGAAAGUGGUGAGAGCACAAGAAAUCCCAAGGCCGAUUGUUGAAAAGCUCGCUAUCAUGUCCGACGACGACCGGGCUGCUUGGGAUGCGGCGUAUGGUGGCGAGCUGAGUCGACUCCUCGAUCGUUGCGCAAAGGCUCAACCACAGCCCAAGCUUGAUGACCCUGCGCAGCGCGCGACGGACCCUUACGCGGCGGCGGCUGAUGCUCAAGAUACGGAACCGAGCACUGAUCUUGACCAAGUACAAGCAAACCCACACAGGCCUAGGAUGCCCGAUCGCGACUUCUCGAGCCGCGCGACGCAGAUCCAGCGGUUAUUGGAAGAGGCUGAAGGCAUCUUCACUCCACAGGAGCUUGCUAUGGCCAGAGAUACUACACCACAAGCGCAAGCGGACACGAGUCCGAAUUCGAGUCCGGCUGAGCGGCUUGAGCCCUCGCGAGCUGCUCAAGCGUCUGAGGCAGAACAAGAGGAUGGUGAUGAUGAGCUGCCCAUCACGAAUGCAGGUCCAGAUGCCAAGAUCAACAUUCGACGAAGAGGCUUUAAGGGCAAGGCGCCCGUGCUGUCCGAACCCAAGUCAGCAUCGACCGCGGAUGUGCUACGGAGACACGCUGAGGACCAGGCGCUGAAGAGGUUGGAAGACGAGAUCAAGGCGGAUGAUGCGGCUUCCACCAGAGCUACGAGAGGGUCAUCACGAAAUAGUGAUCACGAGAGCGCCGAUGCCGAGCCUGCCGGUGACGAUGUGAAUGAGGGUGUGGCGCCAGCAAUAGAGUCCGCCGCAGCAAUCGCUACAGCACCCAACGAGAACCCCUUCCACCCAGAAGGUCCAGCACCGGACCCAAGCACGAGUACCCGAGCGAGUAUAGGCCGAGAUAUCGCAACCGAUGUCCUUGGUCUAGACGGUCCGGAACAGAUCGACGAGUUCCAUCAAGUUGCUCGAGCGGUUCCAACGCCACGUCCCGCAGCAGACGAACAUAAUAUGCCCAAUGAUGGCGACGAAACUGAAGAGCAACCCCCUCGCCGGCCACAGGUUGCAGUUGGGAUGUUCCAAAGGAUGGUCGAUUGGUUCUGGGGCGAUAUAGCGCUACCUCCCGCUGCGGCACAACAGGAAGCUGCAAUACCAGCUGAAGAGGAAAGAUUACUCCCCGGAGGGCAAGAAGCGCCGUUCGUGCCUGUGGCGAAUGGUCGUCUCGUGCCCGCGGCUGUGGAAGAGGAGGAAGCACCACCACCAUUUGUCCCAGCGGCAGCAGCCCAUCCCGACCCGGACCUGUUAGCCGCAGCACAAGCCGCUGGUCUCGACGCUGACGCCAUGGACGAUGCGGAGGAUCUAGAGGGGAUCUUCGAACUCAUUGGUCUACAAGGCCCUUUGCUAGGUUUGUUCCAAACAAGUACUUUCUGCACCGUCCUCGUCACGGGAACCGUGCUAGGAGCGGUAGGCCUACCGUAUCUAUGGGGCAAACUGGUCCUCUCUUUCAUCGGCGACCCGAUAUGGUUCCUGAUUAAGAUGCCUUUGCUGACCAUAAGUUUCAUCGGGGAUUUCCUCGUGGACCUCACCCUUCUCGCUGGUGGCUGGUCCGUACUGGUCUCUACCCUCGCCUCUGAUCUUCUGCUCUCUCUCCUCGGACGCUGGGUAGUAAGGUUAGAGGAUGUGAGAGUAGCAGCAUGGAUCGCGGAUUUUGCCACCGCGACCGCGACAAAGAGCGGGACGAGACUGCAGCAUUUGUUCCUUACGCAGGAGCCUAUAGAGAAGGAGAUUCUGAACUGGAAUUGGGCCUUUCUGGGUGCGAGUGUACAUGCGCAUGCUUCGCUACGGCAGUUGCAGGGGGAGAUCGAUGGGGUGAUGAGCUGGAUGGGUGGGACUAUGACGAGGGUUGUGGAAACUAUCUCCUCUGGCUCCGUCAUCGCGAGCUGCUGGAAGGGUCUACAGAUGUUAGGUCGUGUGUCGGAGGUGCCUGCGCACGUGUCCACCAUAGCGCAAGGUGUGAAGGAGUACGCCGCGCCCGUCAUGCACUCCCUCGGCCUGCUUAAAACCGGCUCCAUCAACUUCGAAACAUCAACUUCCGCCCCUCUCGACCCAAGUCUAAUCUACUGGUCCACCACCGACCGCACCCUCGCAGUAACAACCGGGUACCUCUCCCUCGCCCUCCUAGCCGCCCUCUACGUCGCCCUCGACACCCCCAUAACCCGCUCCGAAGCCGGACGCAAAACCGAAAAGCAGAUCCGCGAUACCUUCAAACAAGCCGGCGGAGUUCUCAAGGUAAUCCUAAUCAUCAGCAUCGAAAUGCUCGUCUUCCCCUUCUACUGCGGCCUCCUGCUGGACCUAGCAUUCCUCCCUUUAUUCCGCGACGCGAGCGUAGCCUCCCGUUGGGCAGGGGCGGGCACAUCCCCGUACCUCUUCUGCUUUGCGCAUUGGUUCGUCGGAACGUGCUAUAUGUUCCACUUCGCGCUGUUCGUGGGCAUGUGUCGCAAGAUCCUGCGGAAAGGCGUGCUCUGGUUCAUUCGCGAUCCGGACGAUCCGACGUUUCAUCCUGUGCGGGAUGUUCUGGAGCGGAACGUCACUACUCAGUUGAGGAAGAUCGCUUUCUCUGCUCUGGUGUACGGAGCGCUGGUUAUCUUGUGCCUGGGAGGGGUGAUCUGGACUAUCGGCAAGAUCUUCGAUGGCAUGUUUCCGAUUCUUUGGUUGAGUACGGAGCCGGUGUUUGAGUUCCCGUUGGAUUUGCUGCUGUAUAAUGCCGUUACGCCGCUGCUGGUCAGGCUGUUCAAGCCGAGCGACGCUGUUAGUGCUAUGUAUGCUUGGUGGUUGAGGAGAUGUGCAAGGGGGUUGAGAUUGUCACAUUUUAUGUUUGGGGACAGGAGGGUUGAAGAGGAAGGGAAUUUCAUUGGCAGAAGCUGGGUGCAUUUCUUGACAUUACGUGGCCCUGCUGAUCUUGAUACUGCUGCGUCAAAGGUGGCUGAGGAGACUAGGACCGGGGUCGACAAUAAUCAGGAGUCACCUAAGCUCCAAUUCAAGAAGGAUGGCAAAUACGUCCUCACGCCCUGUAAUGACCAAUAUCGACCACCGAAACCAGGAGAAGCUUUCCUGCAUAACGAACCAGCAAACAGCGUAAACUCAGCCACAUCAAACGAACAAGUGGAAAGCGAAGUCUACAUCGCCGACGCCAACGGCAAGAAGAACGACCACUUCGCCAAAAUCUACAUCCCACCUUUCUUCCGUCUGCGGGUAACACUCUUCAUGGUCUGUCUCUGGAUCUUCUCCGCGCUCACCGGCCUCUGCGCUACUCUCGUCCCGCUGAUCUUCGGAAGGAGGAUCUUCCAUGCCAUCAUGCCCGAGGCGAUGCAGGAGGGCCGGAUCAAUGAUAUUUAUGCGUAUACUGUUGGAGCAUACAUACUGGCUGCCGUGCUGUACACUGUGCUCAAGGGCGCGAAGGCUCUCACUUUUCUGCGGGACAGCACCCCAAGGAUCGAUAUCCGGGCUUGGACGGCACCAGUUGUGAGGUUCUCGGCUAGAGCGCUGAAGUGCUUGUACGUGUAUGGGUUUGUUGGAGUGGUGCUACCGACGCUUUUCGCACUUAUUCUGCAGUUCUACCUCAUACUGCCGCUGCAUACGUAUGCCGUAUCCAUCGCUUCAACGGGCUCAAAAGAUGCCAUGGUCUCUGCAUUGAAUAGCACACUUUCGCUCAACUCAACAACCACCCUAGCAGAUGCUGGUCAGAACUUCACGAUCGCUGCCGGUGGCAAAGCAGGAUCCAUGGCCUCAAGCCUUCCUACGCUAGCAAGCCACACAAUCCACAUCCUACAGGACUACUGCCUCGGACUCCUCUACGUUCGUCUCGCAAGUCGCCUCGUGGUCAGCACCCCAACCUCCCGCGCAGCCGAAGCUUUCCGACGGAUAACAGCUCAAGGAUAUCUGAACCCAGACAUCAAGCUAGCCACACGGUUUCUCGUCCUGCCACUCGUACUCUUCGCCGCUGUCCUUCUGCUCGCUCCACCAGCUAUGGCACAAGUAUUCAUCUCGACCGCAACCUACAGCUCAACCAAACUUGCCGGCAUCCUUCAGGAUGAGGUGAGGACGAAGAUCUUCCGAUACUCUUACCCUAUCGCCGCCGCUAUGGUAGUGGUGGGAGUCUGUGCAAGCGAAGUCGGCGAAGCGACGAGCAGGUGGCGAGCGAGGAUCAGAGAUGAAGUGUAUCUUGUGGUGGCCCUGAGAAACACGACAUCAUUCAAAGACAACCAGAACACGUACUGGUCCCAAUUCCAAGCCGACGUUUCACCACAAUGCUUCGUUCAGCCCUCGUCUGCGGAAGAAGUAGCCGCCAUUAUUGUGGAAGCAUCGAGUAGAAAUUGUCCCUUUGCAGUCCGAAGCGGCGGGCACGCUGCAUAUGUAGGCGGCUCUAACAUCCCAGACGGUCUCACGAUCGACCUUCGUCUGUUGAAUGAGCUUACUGUUUCUGACGACCGCCUCACGACUCGUGUCGGGCCCGGCAAUGUCUGGAUCGAUGUCUACGAGAAGCUGACACCCAUGAAUCUUUCUGUCGUGGGAGGCAGAGUGGCGAAUAUUGGUGUUGGUGGACUUACGCUUGGGGGUGGAAUCUCGUGGUAUGCUAGCAAGCGAGGAUGGGCUUGCGAUGGUGUGCGGAACUACGAAUUGGUGACUGCGAAUGGGGAAAUUCUUGAGGUGAAUCAAGAGUCGUAUCCCGAUCUUUAUUGGGCUCUGCGUGGUGGUGGCAACAACUUUGGUGUUGUCACUCGAUUUGAUCUUGAGACAUUCGAGCAAGGACAGAUGUGGGGUGGAAGUGUAUUCAACUCUGCCGAACACAACGCUACGCUGAUCGAUGCACUCGUUGACUUCAACGCCCACGCUGAAGAAGAUCCCGAUGCCUUCUCAUGGGUCGCUCUUGUGUACGUUGAUGAUCAAAAGUCCUGGUUUGCAGCCACUCAGAUGGUCCUUGCAAGACCAGAGCCCAAUCCGCCGAUAUUCAAAGAUCUAGCAGCAGUGGAGGGCUUCCACUCCUCACUACGGCCUACAAACAUCAGCGACUUGGCCAAAGAACUCAAGGAGAGCAACCCGGAUGGUCUGCGUCAAAAUUGGUGGUCCAUCACGUUCAAGAAUGACGCCCGUAUCCUCCAUGCUGCUCAUGCCAUUCAUUUCGAGGAGAUUGAGUCGAUCAAAGAUGUGAAGGGCAUCGUAGCUUCGCAGGUCAUCCAGCCAAUCACUCUGGACGUCAUCAGAAAGUACUCCAGGAAUGGCGGAAAUCCUCUCGGCAUGAAGGAGGAAGAUGGACCGCUUCAGCUGAUAAAUUUGGCAACCAUGUGGCUAGACGAGUCUCGCGACGAAGAAGUAAUGGCGGUGCAUCGUCGAAUGAUCGACCGUAUGGUUGCGAAGGCGAAAGAAUUGGGUGUGGACCAUCCCUAUAUCUACCAGAACUACGCCGCAAAGGAGCAAGAUGUCUUUGGCGGCUACGGUGAAGAGAAUAGAGCACGUCUGAUUGAGAUUAGUAAGAAGUACGAUGCGGAGCAGGUCUUUCAGCGUCUUCAGCCCGGGUACUUCAAGCUUUGA